AUGGAAGGAAGAAGCAGAAGAACAUCGAGUGUGGAUGGACAGGAAAUUAACAAUGGGAAAACAUCUGCUCUCUUACCUGAAGAGUUGGAAAAUCAAGUUAAUGCUAUAACCAAGUCAAGCCGAAUUGCGGACGGUAUUAAGAAAGUUAUUCAAGCCAUUACGAAGGAACUUCAGGCACUUCAUGAAGAGAAUGUAGGACUGAGGCGCGAACUUGAUAACCUCCGGAGUAAAAUGCCCCAUGUUGAGUUGAGUCGACACCAUAGAGUAAUGUUGUGCAGACACAAACUCAGGCUAAUCAUUUCGGACACAUCUCCGAUGAGUUCAGAGGCUGACCAUCAAAUGGAGACAGAGAGGCUCAGGUCUGUAGUCAUUAGUGGUGUCCCUGAACUAAAAUCACACAUUUGUAGGGAACGCAUAUCAAUGACUUCACGAGUGUCUGUUGUCUUUCCUUCCCACACAUUUCAAUGGUUGACACUGAAACGACCCCCGAGACUACGUCAUUACUCUUCGCGUGGAAUUUACAUUAGAGAAUCGCUCACACUUGAGCAGAGAAGACUUAGACGAGAUGAACGCAUUCGUAAUCGUAGAACUAAUGUCGUUGUUGAGUCCCCAUCUAUGAAUGUUGAUCAAACUCAGGAAACGAUAGAUGUUGAACAAAAUCCCAAUCACGUUGAUCAUUUUCACGGCGGCACUGAGGGGAAACUGAUAACUUCUCCCUGGCAUGACUGUUUAUCAAAUUCCUCUGGUACUAAAUAUGAUAAUAUUGUAGAUCCUGUAGUAAAUUUAAACAUUCCGCGGUUUGAUCAGUUUUGUAUAAAUUGUGUCCUAUCCAAUAUUCGGUAA
Messenger RNA from Cooperia oncophora, 843 nucleotides. The record is from the annotation of a GenBank genome assembly. Lineage: Eukaryota; Metazoa; Nematoda; Chromadorea; Rhabditida; Trichostrongylidae.